This is a messenger RNA of Solea senegalensis (Senegalese sole), 5506 nucleotides long. RefSeq names its product SIN3 transcription regulator family member B (gene sin3b). Gene Ontology annotation, biological process: negative regulation of transcription by RNA polymerase II. Bases 457 to 4401 code for a protein of 1314 amino acids. The transcript has 19 exons. Gene Ontology annotation, molecular function: transcription corepressor activity. Lineage: Eukaryota; Metazoa; Chordata; Actinopteri; Pleuronectiformes; Soleidae. The record is from RefSeq and is a predicted model, not a curated record. Gene Ontology annotation, cellular component: chromatin.
UUUUCUCUUCUUCAAUUUUUCACUCCUCUACUCUGGCUUCCGGACGCCGAGACAGACCGCUGCCGCCGAAUUUAAAGAGACAGUCGAUAGUUAUUUUAAAAACGACAAACGGCAACCAUUGUCCCCUUUAGCUUAUUUCCCGACACUUCUAGUCUGUGCUUGUUUAAUUCGCUGUCGAUGUGGAAUCAAAGUCAAAGCGAGUAGCAGCGCGGCUCUGUCAGCAGCCUUCACUCCGUCCUCCUCUGCGCUGACUGAGCCAACACUACUGUCCAGUCAGCCAGGCGAAGUAGGGCUGCUCGCUGGGCAGGCAAGCAGGCGGGCAGGCUGGCUGGCUGGCUUUUCCCGACCCAGAGGAGGAAGGUUUGUCGGCUAGCUAACUACAACUAACUGGAGGUAACAGCGAAGCUUCCCUCUCAAGUUGUGUUCGCGGCUCUCGAGCCUCCUGCCGCCGGGAUAAUGGCGAAGAUUCAGGCGCACAGCACCGCGAAGCAAAUCAACCAAAUUCAAGACAAGCCUUACGUUAUAACACAAAAGCAAGUGCAGCAGCAGCACUUCCAGAAGCUGAAGGUUGAAGAUGCAUUGUCAUAUUUGGACCAAGUUAAGAUUCGGUUUGCAAACGAUCCUGGCAUAUACAACAAGUUUCUUGACAUCAUGAAAGAAUUCAAGUCACAGAGCAUCGACACACCAGGGGUGAUAAACCGUGUGUCUCAACUCUUCUAUGGACACCCAGACUUAGUGUUGGGCUUCAAUGCCUUCCUCCCACCAGGGUAUCGGAUAGAGGUCCCCAAGAAUGGGAUGGCUUUUCUCCAAUCACCGUUCUCUACACAGGUAUCUCCAGGCCAGCAGGGGAAGAGUCUUACCACCGCUGCAGUGCCUGCAACCUCAAGUAGUGCCUCUGCCACACACGUUGAUGCUGGACCUGCCCGCACUAGUGAAGUCAAGGCUGCUUCAUCAGAGUCCCUACCUUCCCCAACCUCAGCAGGACCUCCAGAGCCUCCCAGCAGACUUUCUCUUCCACUGAUGAGCAGAGAGAGUCAGAAUCACGCCACCACCUCCUCGUCAGUAUCCCCGCCUGCUUCUGAGACGAGCCCAGUAGAGUUUGACAGUGCCAUCAGCUAUGUAAACAAAAUCAAAAAUCGCUUUCUGGAUCACCCAGAGAUCUACAGAGCCUUUCUAGAGAUUCUUCAUACAUAUCAGAAAGAGCAGUUGGAGGUUAAGGAGAGUCGAGGCAGCCGGGGCAGCAGUGGGAUGACAGAAGAUGAGGUUUUUUCUAAAGUUGCCAGCCUCUUCAAGGGACAGGAAGAUCUGCUCGCUGAGUUUGGACAAUUCCUGCCUGAUGCCAAGAGAUCACUGUUCACAGGGAGCUCGCUGACAGGGGGAAAGGAUCAGCUAAAGAGGCCAGAGGAAGAGGACAUAAUAUCUAAACAGAACAAAAAGAGGCCCAGACCCAUCUUACUGCAGCACAUUUCUCCACUGCUGAAGAAAAAAAUGAAGUAUUCCUGUACCAAAGAUCAGUCCUUUGCUUCAGUUGGCAAACAUGGAGUUUUAAGAGAAUUCUCCUUCUUUGAUAAGGUUCGUCGCCUGUUUAAAAGUCAGGAAGUGUAUGAGAACUUCCUGCGCUGCAUCGCCUUGUUUAACCAGGAAGUAGUUUCUGGAGCAGAACUGCUACAGCUUGUUACUCCUUUCCUGGGGAAAUUUCCCGAACUGUACACACAGUUCAAGUCAUUUCUGGGGGACAAAGAGCUCUCUCAUGUUGUGUCAGGGCUGUCGGAUCGCUACAUGGAGGGGGGAGGAGGCAGGGAGGUGGAUUAUGCCUCCUGCAAGCGCCUGGGAUCCAGCUACAGAGCACUCCCCAAGACCUACCAGCAACCUAAAUGCAGUGGACGCACCACCCUAUGCAAGGAGGUGUUGAAUGACACCUGGGUGUCAUUCCCCUCCUGGUCAGAGGACUCCACCUUCGUCAGCUCGAAGAAGACUCCAUAUGAGGAGCAGCUGCAUCGCUGUGAGGAUGAAAGAUUUGAGUUGGAUGUGGUUCUGGAGACAAACCUGGCCACUAUCAGAGUGCUAGAGAGUGUCCAGAAGAAGCUGUCGCGUCUUUCACCAGAGGACCAAGAGCGAUUCCGAUUAGAUGACUGCCUGGGGGGCACAUCUGAGGUCAUCCAGCGCCGUGCUGUGUAUCGAAUUUAUGGCGACAAAGCCCCCGAGAUCAUCGAGGGCCUGAAGCGGAGUCCUGCCACAGCUGUGCCAGUGGUACUCAAGAGGUUGAAAGCCAAGGAAGAGGAAUGGAGAGAUGCACAGCAAGGUUUCAAUAAGAUAUGGAGGGAGCAGUACGAGAAGGCCUACCUGAAGUCCCUUGAUCACCAAGGAGUCAACUUCAAACAGAAUGACAUGAAAGCUCUGCGGUCUAAGAGUCUUCUUAAUGAGAUCGAGAGUGUCUAUGAUGAGCGUCAGGAGCAGAGCACAGAGGAAAGUGGAGUCGGCCAGCAGGGACGUAAUGGUUCUGGUUCAGCCCCUGCCAGUGAGCCUCACAUGGUUUUUACAUACGAGGACAAACAGAUCCUGGAGGACGCUGCCUCGCUUAUCAUCUAUCAUGUUAAACGUCAGCCUACCAUCCACAAAGAUGACAAGGACCACAUCAAGCGCAUCAUCCAGCACUUUGUCCCCGACCUGUUCUUUUCCCGCCGUGGCGAGCUCAGUGAUACUGAAGAAUGGACAGAUGAGGAGGCUGAGCCUGAGGAGGCAGGAGAGAGAGCAGACAGAGCAGACAGGGCAGACAGAGACAGAGCCGACAGAGACAGAGACAGGGACAGAGCAGACAGGGACAGGGCAGACAGAGACAGGGCAGAGAGAGGUAGAGCAUUGACUGCUGCAGCAGGAGGAAAUGGAAGUUCUAGUAACAUCCAAGCAGCAGCAGCAGCAGCAGCAGCAGUAGCAGCAGUAGCAGUGGCAGCCACAGGUAGUCAGGCACAAACCCAGCCUGAUCAGACUCAGACCCUGACCCAUCCCCAGCAGCAGCUCAAUGGCGAGUCCAGGCGAAGGCGCUGCAGCCCAUCCCAACCUGCAGAAACAGAAACCUCCACCAGCUCUUGUAGCAUGAGUCAGCCUGCAGGGACUGCCGCAUCCACCCCAGGAUCUGCUCCUAUUGAGAUGGGUUCAGGUGCAGUAGGUGAGAAAGUGGACUUGCGUGACCCAGAAGCAGAGCACCAGAAGGAGCUGGACGGUAUCUACAACCUUUUUUUCGUCAACAACAACUGGUAUUUCUUCCUGCGGCUGCACCAGACUCUGUGUUCACGGCUGCUGCGGGUUUACCGACAAGCUGAGCGCCAGCUACUGGAUCACCGAGCUGAACAGAGCAGAGAGAGGCUGCUGAUGGCAGAGGGACGGAGGGAAAAAGCAUGUGACCUCGCUAUGGAGCUUCGCCUCAAACAGCCCAGUGAGGUGGAGUUGGAAGAGUAUUACCCAGCCUUCCUGGACAUGGUGCGCAGUCUGCUAGAUGGUAAUUUGGACUCCACACAGUAUGAAGACACACUGAGAGAGAUGUUCACCAUCCAUGCCUACAUCGGCUUCACCAUUGACAAGGUCAUCCACAACAUAAUUCGGCAGCUGCAGCACCUGGUGAGCGACGAGGUUUGUCUGCAGGUGGUUGAUCUUUACCUUGCUGAGAGGAAGCGGGGGGCAGCAGGAGGGAACCUUUCCUCACAGUGCGUCAGAGCUGCUUGGGAGACGAGCUACCAGUGGAAAUCUGAGCGAGUCAUGGCCGAGGAGAAUUGCUUCAAGGUAAUGUUUGCCCAAAACAAAGGUCAUGUGACAAUGGCUGUUGAGCUGCUGGACACCGAGGAGGCCCAGGCUGAUGACCCGUUAGAUGUACAGUGCCUGUCGAGUUACAUGGAGCAGUUUGUAGGAACAGAGUCCAGUCUGUGUUCACAAGCAGAAGGCUACUUCUUCAAACCGGUGUUUCUGCCCAGGAACCUGCGGCGUUUCCGUCGCUGGCAGGUGCGCCAGGUGGAGGCGAUGCGCUGCAGGAGAGAGUGGCACCGCAAACUGGGUGUGGAAAACGCUGGGAGUUUGGACUGUCGCUUCAAACUCAACACUCACAAGAUGGUGUUUGUCAUGAACUCUGAGGAUUACAUGUACCGCAGAGGAGCACUGGUCAAGGCCAGGAAGUCCCAGCACAGAGUGGCAGCAAGCCAGCACGACCGCUUUGACAAGUGGCACCAGGGCUGGCUGGCCAAUCACGUUACAGCCUCGGCUGAACGCUCAGUGCAGAACUGGCUGAUGGGAGAGGAGGAGGAGGACAUGAUCCCCUGCAAGACGGCCUGCCUGUCCAUUGAGGUAAAGGGGCAAAUGGUCAACAGAUACCAGGUUCAUUACAGUGGUAGCAAAGCCCCGGCUUCACCAUAGAUGUGUGCCCCCUUGGAGACGGACAUGCAUUACAAACACACACACACACACACGCAGGCAAAUGCAUGGACUUAAAGGACAUUCAUACACUAAACACAGACGUAUACAGCUGCAGUUACACUUCUCCACCUCCCUCUACAACAUUUCAUUCACUUGUUUUCAAUCAUGAAUGAAGAAACUAGCAGAAAAACACAGAGAGACUGUGAAUGGGUGCACAGUGAGAGGGACGAUGAUGUGGAGCAAAGGACCAACACAGACAGUGCAGUAAUCAGUGAGUGUGACCCUGAUUAACAGGGAUGAGCUGGACACGACAGCACAAACGGAUCAUCAUCCUUAUCAUUCUGGCUUCUCUGGUGGCGCACAACGACAAGAACGGUUGUUCUGACUGAUGGAGAGAGAUGGAUGAUCAGGUGAGAGGUUAUGAAAUAAUGAAAUAUGUUUCAGAAAUGUGAAUGUCUGUUUUUCUUUUUCUUUUUUAAGUCAAGUGUAGUUUUUAGCUUCUAAAGCCAGAGAGCCUUUUGCCUGUUUGUUGAUUUAUGUGUGUUUAUAUGGAGAGAUAAUGGUAAACGUGUGUAUGUAUGUGUAUCAUGCUCUUCAUUUUGUCUGUUUGUAUGCCCAGUACAGGCUCUACAACUCUAGUAAUUGCAUCAUUACUGUAUGUGUGUGUGUGUAUAUAUAUAUAUAUACAUAUAUAUAUAUAUAUGUAUACACGCACACACAACAGGGAUCCUGUAUUUUUAUAUAUGCAUCUACUUGAGUUGAUGGAUACAUCUGAAGAUCAUGUGGUUCUUUACCGUGUUUGCCGUCAGCCAACUCUUGAUGUUUGCAGUUUUUCUUUUUUUGUAUCUUUUUCAUUUUUUUGUGUUGUGGCGAAACAAGUUAUCACCGGGGUAAUAAGGAGUCCUUAAAAUUUAAUUGAUUUAAUAUUGAUGAAGCAGUCAAUUUAUGUAUCAUAUUCAUGAUUUCACCAAAUGUUUACUUUGCAUUGUCUUUUUUGCAUACUGACAUUGAAAAUAAAGACAGAAUAUCAGUGUUAAAAUAGAAUGUAUAACAUUUAUCCUGUAUCAGUUAUCAUAAAAUAAACAACCUAGUUGUGACCUUCUUA